UUCGUCUCCCGUUAUCCACCCGGUCACACACUCCCCCCUCCCAGCUCUACUCCCCUUCCCCGAGCACUCCGCCGCCCGCUCCAAUGGCGGCGCCGGCCAAUUCCUCCUGCUUCCACGCCCGCGCCGCCGCCAGCCAGACCUCCUCUCUCAGCGUGGGCACCAGGGUCUUCGUCGGGCUCAGGGCGCAGACCAAGCUAGGUUCGUCCGAGUCGUCGUGCCCGAAUGUCAGCGCUGGGUUCUACACCGCCGUCAACCGGAGGAUCUCUCUCGGGUUGUCAAACAAGAAGGCUACCAGAGCUCGUAUUUCGAUGAUGCCUAUAGGUACUCCACGAGUGCCUUACAGAACCCCUGGUGAAGGAACCUGGCAAUGGCUUGACAUAUGGAAUGCUUUGUAUCGUGAAAGGAUUAUCUUCAUCGGGGACAAUAUAGAUGAAGAAUUCAGCAACCAAGUGUUGGCAAGCAUGUUGUACCUUGACAGCAUUGAUAAUACAAAGAAGAUUCUUCUAUACAUUAAUGGACCUGGAGGAGAUCUUACUCCAUGUAUGGCACUAUAUGAUACCAUGCUAAGUCUAAAGAGUCCUAUUGGUACACACUGCUUGGGCUUUGCAUUCAACUUGGCAGGAUUUAUUCUUGCAGCUGGUGAAAAGGGUUCACGUACUGGUAUGCCUUUAUGCCGGAUUUCACUUCAGUCACCUGCUGGAGCUGCUCGAGGCCAGGCUGAUGAUAUUGAAAAUGAAGCAAAUGAGCUUAUUCGUAUCAAGAACUAUCUGUAUGGCAAGCUUGCGGAGCACACAGGUCAUUCUGUCGAAAAGAUUCAUGAGGACCUGUCCAGGGUGAAGCGCUUUGACGCUGAAGGGGCUCUCGAAUACGGGAUUAUCGAUCGCAUUAUCAGGCCUUCUCGGAUCAAGAAAGAGGGGUCCACUGGUCACAGGAAGGAUAUGCGAAAUCUGGGACUUGGCUAGUAGAUAUGCUAUAUUAUUGUAUCAGAUCUGUGUGUUGGAUUGCAUUACCCCAAACUUCAGUUUACGAUCUCGAACUCUAGGAUUUUCUACUAGAUAGCAAGAUAAGCAGGCAUGGUGGCUGAAGUGAAAUGAAGGACCUAUUCUUCCAUUUCAUCAUAUGCGUCGGACGCAGCAUGUGCUCUGCUUUUUCCCGAGAACGUUCUUGUUGGAGAGAAAUGUACUGUCCAAAAUUUUGCACAAAGCUUUCA
Setaria italica (foxtail millet) is the source of this 1210-nucleotide messenger RNA. Its product is annotated as ATP-dependent Clp protease proteolytic subunit-related protein 2, chloroplastic. Gene Ontology annotation, molecular function: ATP-dependent peptidase activity; ATPase binding; serine-type endopeptidase activity. Gene Ontology annotation, cellular component: endopeptidase Clp complex. The record is from RefSeq and is a predicted model, not a curated record. Gene Ontology annotation, biological process: protein quality control for misfolded or incompletely synthesized proteins. The transcript has 9 exons. NCBI's taxonomy places the organism in Eukaryota, Viridiplantae, Streptophyta, Magnoliopsida, Poales, Poaceae. The coding region runs from base 84 to 962 and encodes 292 amino acids.